This is a messenger RNA of Pedinophyceae sp. YPF-701, 480 nucleotides long. The record is from the annotation of a GenBank genome assembly. Lineage: Eukaryota; Viridiplantae; Chlorophyta; Pedinophyceae.
AUGAUCGAGGGCGAGAUUCUAGAGCUGACGGAGGAGAACGUGGAGCAGGUCCUGGACGACGUGCGGCCGUACCUCAUGGCGGACGGAGGCAACGUCGAGCUCGUCGAGAUCGACGGCCUCGUCGUCAAGCUGCAGCUGCAGGGCGCGUGCGGGUCCUGUCCCUCGUCCACCACCACGAUGCAAAUGGGCAUCGAGCGACGACUCAAGGAGGUCAUCCCGGAGAUCAUGGAGGUCGUCCAGAUCGAGCCCGAGGUGUCCGGGAUGGAGCUGACCGAGGAGAACGUCGAGACGGUCCUCGACGAGAUCCGGCCGUACCUGGUGGGUACGGGCGGCGGCGAACUGCACCUGGACGGCCUGGACGGCCCGAUCGCCAAGGUCCGCAUCACGGGCCCCGCGGCCGAGGUCAUGACCGUCCGCGUCGCCGUCACGCAGAAGCUCCGCGAGCGCAUUCCCAGCAUCGCGGCCGUGCAGUUGCUCUAG